This is a messenger RNA of Cyclocybe aegerita, 771 nucleotides long. Lineage: Eukaryota; Fungi; Basidiomycota; Agaricomycetes; Agaricales; Hemipholiotaceae. The record is from the annotation of a GenBank genome assembly.
AUGUCUGACAGGCUCUUCGCCUUGGCCACAUUUGCAGUUUCAGCGGCUGAGGAAGCUGCGCGCGCGUUGAAUGGGACCCUCCCAUACGACUUUCAGAGCACGUCUCUCAACCCUGAUGGAGCUGCGCCAGAGAUCCAGCAGCCUCAGCAGAGCAUACCACCCAAGAUUGUGUCCUUCGUUGUUCAACCCGAGCCUCAUGACGCCAAAGACGCGCUGAAAUUGCUAUUUUUCCAAAUGGACUUCUCCACCGACAGAACUACCGGGGACACAUCUGCGCGGCCAGUAAAGUGGAUGCUGUAUGAGAAAAAGACGCCGGACACGCACGACGUAUGGCAGAGUGCUUUUGCUCCAACGUACUUGGCCAGUGGACUCAAGGAGAAGGGGAAGGCGUCAAAGGCUCGGAGGAGAGCGAGCACUCCAGACAUCUUCAGGCCUGCAAAGCUAGGGAACUACUCGGAGAAGCGGGUAUCUGGCGUUGCGGAGCAGCUCGAGAGUUACGGAAUGAUUCAAGUUAGAGGAUCUCGUGAUGACCCUGUUGCAGGAACAAAGGACGCCCACAGGGCUGCCAGAUCCGGCAUAAGGAGCGCCCACAGACCGUCUCACACGGAUCACUCCGAGUCUGAAGACAGCACACUGCGUCAUCUUACAGCUCCAGAGGUAGAGAGGAUUCGGAGACGAUCACGCAUUCCAUGGAUAGACAUCGUCUGCCAUCCUGAGGUGGGCCAACCUCGGAGAGGCUCGGACUGUGUCGGUCAAAUAAUCUUAUCCUGA